Messenger RNA from Cloeon dipterum, 2021 nucleotides. RefSeq names its product proton-coupled zinc antiporter SLC30A2-like. Lineage: Eukaryota; Metazoa; Arthropoda; Insecta; Ephemeroptera; Baetidae. The coding region runs from base 339 to 1616 and encodes 425 amino acids. The transcript is spliced from 8 exons. Gene Ontology annotation, biological process: response to zinc ion; zinc ion transmembrane transport. The record is from RefSeq and is a predicted model, not a curated record. Gene Ontology annotation, cellular component: plasma membrane. Gene Ontology annotation, molecular function: zinc ion transmembrane transporter activity.
UAUUUUAAUGUAAUAUAAUUCCAGCAAGUUUAUAAGUAAGCUUUGAUUUCAGCGUUUCUCUUGGGUUGUGAUAAUAUAUACAUAUACAUAUUGUAGGACUAUAGGACUACUCAUAUGAUCUAGUUUUGAACUGGAAAUCCCUUUUUAUUUCCCUUGCCCAUGCCCAUAGUAUAAAGUGGACCAUAGUUCAAAACAUCUGUGCAGGCACCAUUAGCAUCCUAAAGUUGAACAAUCUAUAUAAUUCAACUGAACACGAUCAUGAUCAUCACGUGACUGCAAAGUUAGCGAUAUAGUGCGAACAACUUAACCUGACAGUGUGACAGUGACCUCUUCUCGUGAUGUCAUCUCUCGGGCGGAAUAGUCGCCUUCCGCAAGACUUAGCAGCUAGAAUGCUGAUUGAGAACUCCGAGCAGCCAUUGCUGGGUGCUGAGGAAGAGGAGGAUGACGAACUUCCAACCUUCUGCGUGCGUUGUCGGAGCCUCUCAGGCUCGCUUGGUGAACCGUGGCGCACCGAGUGCAAUGGACACCAUCCGCCUAGCAUGUCCACCCCUCAACUUGUUAUUAAUGCAGAUGAACCUGACGUUCCUCUCCUCUCAAAUGUGGAGGGAUAUAACCACACAACGCUGUUACCAUCCCUUGAGGACUAUCAUUGUCAUUUCUCUUCCCAAAAAGAAGCGUCUUCGUCAGCUUGGAAGCCUCUCUUAGCUGCCACACUGAUGUGCUUAAUUUUUAUGAUUGCAGAAGUCAUUGGAGGCUACCUCGCAGGCAGUCUCGCUGUAAUGACAGAUGCCGCUCACUUGAUGUCAGACUUUGUGGGGUUUUUGGUUAGCCUCUUCGCAAUAUGGGUCACGAAGUGGCCUGCCAACAAGAAACUGCAAUUCGGUUAUCAUCGAGCUGAAAUCUUGGGUGCUCUAUCCAGCAUUUUGAUCAUCUGGGUUCUGACUGGCAUAUUCGUAUAUCUAGCAAUUCUGCGUGUGAUCCAUCAGGAUUUCACAAUCGAACCAGACACGAUGAUGAUUGUUGCUGCCCUUGGAGUUGUAGUUAAUAUAUUCAUGGGCCUUGCACUUCACGGAGCUUGUUUUUCUUCCCAUGGACAUUCUCAUGGACAACACAGCCAUGAUGAUUCAAACAGAAACAUUAACAUCCGAGCUGCCGUGAUCCACGUGGUUGGAGACUUGGUGCAAAGUGUUGGCGUAUUCAUUUCUUCGAUAGUAAUUAAAUAUUACCCAGAAGCAAAGAUAGCAGAUCCGAUUUGCACCUUUGUGUUUUCCCUGCUUGUGCUUUGUACCACUGGACCAGUGAUGCGGGAUGCUGUGCGAGUGCUGAUGGAGGGUGCACCGCGUCACUUGGACUAUUCUUCGGUACUGAAUGCGUUGCAGGGCAUCGAAGGCGUGCGCAUGGCCCAUAGUUUGCAGCUAUGGAGUCUUUCUCUAAGUCAGACUGCCGUGACUGUCCACCUUGCUGUUGAUUCAUCUGUGGAUCGUGACCACGUCUUGAACAUCGCGAACAAACUUCUGCGCCGCAAGUUUAACAUCAGCAUGAGUACAGUUCAAAUUGAACGAUUCCAACCAGACCUUAUGAACAACUGUGCCCAAUGCCAGCCUUUCGCAAUAUAAAUCCUCGAGAGAUUGAACUCAGUCGUGGGAUACUCAGUCGUGAUUGUUGAAAUGUGAUAAGAAAUCGGUACGGAGCAAUUGAGACAUAAUUAUUCCACAAUUGAAUCAUGUCUUGCAAUGCAGGCAAUAAGUUUUUAGUUUUAAUACCUCCACGAACAUUACUAUUUAGUUAAAAAAAACCAAACUCAUAACAGAACAGAAGAUUUUAACUUUUUUGUUAUUUUGGAGAUCUGCUGGAUAACCAUCAAGUGCAAGUUUUAAGUUUUUUUUCAUUAGUCCCAUUUAGUUGUCUUAAUCUUAAUUGGUUAUAUGUUAAGGUUAAAAUUAAAUUCAAUCGAUAUUAAGAUAUUCAUGAUCUGGGCACAAUCGACUGGUACUGUGGUUAAAGUGAAUCAAAAACGCAUA